Aspergillus campestris IBT 28561 is the source of this 495-nucleotide messenger RNA. Its product is annotated as cysteine hydrolase family protein. Bases 1 to 495 code for a protein of 164 amino acids. NCBI's taxonomy places the organism in Eukaryota, Fungi, Ascomycota, Eurotiomycetes, Eurotiales, Aspergillaceae. The transcript has a single exon. The record is from RefSeq and is a predicted model, not a curated record.
AUGGCCCCCUACCUAACCCACCUCUCCACAACCCUAGCCCAAGCCCGCCUCAACCUCACCACCCGCAUCAUCCACAUCCGCACGGGCUUCCGCGCCGGCUAUCCAGACCUGCACCCGCGCAACCCGUCCUUCGCGCGCGUCGUCCCAAAAGCCACCUACACCGAGCACGACCCGGAGUCUCAAUUCCACCCGCUCGUGGAGCCGCAGACCGGCGACCUGGUCGUCACCAAGCGGCGCGUGUCCGCCUUUACGGGGACGGAUCUGGAACUGCUGCUGCGGUCGCUGGGGACGGAGCAGGUUGUGGUCGUGGGGCUGAUUACCAGUGGGGCGGUGCUGUCGACGGUGCGGCAGGCGGCGGAUUUGGAUUUUGGGGUUACGGUGCUGAGGGAUCUUUGUAUGGAUCGGGAGGAGGAUGUGCAUGAGGUGCUUAUGGAGAAGGUGUUUAGUAGGCAGGCGAGGGUGGUGGAUUCGGGGGUUUGGUUGGAGGGGUUGUGA